Colletotrichum truncatum is the source of this 1203-nucleotide messenger RNA. Its product is annotated as sirq protein. The record is from RefSeq and is a predicted model, not a curated record. NCBI's taxonomy places the organism in Eukaryota, Fungi, Ascomycota, Sordariomycetes, Glomerellales, Glomerellaceae.
AUGGCCCACGCACUAAUUCUAGGAGCCUCAGGGAUUUCGGGCUGGUCACUUCUAAAUCAGGCCCGAAACUACCCCAGUGCCACUACUUUCACCCGCAUCACCGGCACCACCAACCGCCCUCUUUCGUUGGAACAGGCCCAGAUUCCCGCGGACCCACGUCUUCUUAUUGCUUCUGGAAUUGAUUUUACCAAGUCACUGGAGGAGGUGGUGCAUUCACUCAAGGAUAAAAUCCCCGACGUUCAUACAGUUACACAUGCAUUCUUCACAGGUGAGAAGCAAUCUUAUCACGGGGAUUAUGACGAAGAUGUUGAAAUCGGAGCAGCCUACAUCCAGACGAACGAUUUCCAAAGUUUAAGGGAGAAAAACACACACUUGUUAGACAUCGCUAUCACAGCCAUUGACCAGGUCUCUCCCAACUUGAAGGCUGUUAUCCUACAGACAGGCGGUAAAGGGUACGGUCUUGAAUUUCCUAAAGAGCUCGACAUCAAGGUCCCCCUGCGAGAGGACUUGCCCCGCAUUCCGGAGCCCUGGGCCAGCAACAUCUUCUACUACACCCAGUACGACCGAUUGAAACAACUGUCGGAAGGCAAGUCAUGGACCUUCUCUGAGAUACGACCAGAUGGAAUCGUGGGAUUUACUCCUACCAUCAACCCGAUGAACAUGGCUCAGGGCAUCGGCAUUUACCUUACCAUCUAUCGAGCCGUUAACGGCGCUGGCGCUACCGUUCCCUUUCCUGGCCGUGACCACGGAUACUAUUCGAGACAUUCGGACACUUUCCAGGACAUUUUGUCCAGAAUGGAAAUCUUUGCUGCCGUUAACAUCGACAAAUGCGGCCACGGAGGCGUCUUCAACGUUGCGAACGGGAAGGCAGUUUCGUGGUCGCAGGUGUGGCCGGGGUUGUGCUCUCAUUUCGGGCUUGUAGGCGAGGCCCCCGUGGCCAACUCGAUGAAAAUGGAGGACUUUGUCAAGGAGCACAAGGACGAGUGGUUGGCGCUUGCCAGGAAACACGGCGUCAAUGAGAAGCUCGUUGACCAGUAUGGAUGGGGUUUUCUUCACUUCAUGUUGGUUGAUUUUGAUUUUGACAGGCAUUACGAUCUCUCGAGGUCCCGUGAGGUGGGAUUUCUUGAGGAGAUUGAUACUGUGAAGAGCUAUGUCUUGUCUUGGGAGCGGAUGAGGGCUGCCAAGCAGCUUCCGCCAUUGUAA